Molecule: messenger RNA, 3100 nt
Organism: Folsomia candida
Lineage: Eukaryota; Metazoa; Arthropoda; Collembola; Entomobryomorpha; Isotomidae
Exons: 4
Coding region: 1836-2414 (192 amino acids)
Source: RefSeq, a predicted model, not a curated record
AUACACACACUCGACGACUCAGUAGUCACACAGCUUCAAACUCUCAACUGAUCCAGAUUGAUAAGCAAGUCAGGCAGAGUAUGAUUCGGAUAGAUCCGAUCCGGGUUUUACUCUGUAAUAAUAAUACGCAAGCCAUACAUAGAAGAGAGGCAGGAUUCGUACACAUAUAGCCAAAAGACCACUCACUAAUAAACUUUGCACACUUCUUGUUCCAUCCAAACUCAAGUGUUGCUUGUGGUGUGUGUUGUGUGUGUGUUGUGUUUGUCGUUCGUCGUAUAUAGGCAUAUGUACCAAAAUACAUAUACGCUUUUCCACUAAACUCACAAUCUCGACAAGUUAAAACCCGAGGAGACUCAAAGGCAAGUCAAUCCACCACAAUUUCGUAUCUAUCUACCCACCCGUCAUCCGAUUCUACUUCCGAAAAAUAAUUUUCAGCAUGGCGAGGAGCUAAAUACACAAACCAAACCACGACUUUCACUCGACUUGCGAAUAAUUAAUAAAAUUAAGCAGGCGGAGGAAGCCACGAAGGAAUUGGACGAAGGUGGCAAUAAUUUUAAUAUUAAUCAAGAAGAACACGAACACUUAUUUACAUUUAUUCCGACAAACUCCAGCAGGAAAUUGAUUUAUGGAUUAAUUUCGCAUAACAUGAUGGGUUAGUUAAACUUGUGAUUCGUGCAAUAUGUAAAAGUGGGACAUCAACAGGCGAAUGUCGUGGUGAUGGUGGUGGUGUGGUGAUUGGUUAUUUAUUUAUUAGUGGAUGGAGACCUAUAUUUAUCUGACUCUAAAUCAAUCAAAAUGACGAACAUGGUCAUUUUCAUUCCUACUUUGCAUACAUAAUACUCUCCAAAGUUUGGGUGCAAUUUUACAUGAUGCGACGCGAAAAGCGUUUGAGUGACACCACUUAUACUUUCAUAAAGCUGCUACAAGUGGAAGAAGUUAUGAUUUUGUGAUCGAAAUCAACAGUAAUCCAGCAAAUCAAUGCCAGUAAGACUACUACGACUGCUUAGUCAUGAUUUAGUGAAUGCAAAUUCCGACACAUAUUCGAGACUACCCACAUAAUUUGCAUUAUCGCUGAUACAUAUUUAUCACCAGCAGGGAGUUGUCUCUCCAAAGUUUACAAAGUAUUUCUGAAAUGAAUAUGAUUUACGUUUACAAGAUAUGCAAGUGUCCAUCUGCAAGUAUCAAUGUACAGAUAAACGAAUAUGUCUGGAGAAGAAGGAGCAGCAGCAACAACAGCAGUCGGCAUUUAUUUAGUCUGUAAAAUCUAAAAAAUUUGAAAAAAUGGCCAUUUUAGAACAACCUGUUUUCAGAAAUAUUGACAGAACUGUGUGUCGUGGAUAAAAUGGUGUAAUCCGUGAAACGAGUCAGAUUUAAGACGACAGCUUUAAUAAAAUUAGAGUUUUUGGUGGUGCUAUGUACAUGCGAUAAGAAAACAAUGUAAUAAUUAAUUCUAAACUCUGUGUUGUGUUGAUUGAAAAUCAAAAAGUACCCGAAAAGUAAUAAUUAUCACGACAAAGACAAAAUUCACAGUUCUCUCAGCAAUUAAAUUAAAAUCAAUAAAUUCAAUAAGAUAAAUAAUCCACCAGAGUUCAAUCAUCAUUUUCAUAUCAUUGUGAUCUGUAAUAAAAAAAUAACUAAGAUUCAUAAAUUCAGAUAUAAUUUCCAAUUGUUUCCUUUUUUGCGUGCUGCCAUUUGAACUUUCAAUAAAGUAUUUAAAAAAAAACAAAGCCAUUCAUAAAGUACACAUCGAGUAAAAAUUUCCAGCAACUAUCGUACCGCAACAGAAACGUUCAUUCGUCAAGUUUAGGACAUCAGCAUCUCUUGGAAGAAAAAUCAUGGGAUGCAAUAACAGCCACCUUCGCCCCCUUUUUCGGCGUUGUCGGCGUCGCUCUAAAAAGGACGAUGUCAACUGCUCCACCCCCAAAAGACAGGCGUCCUCCCAAGCACAAAAUAACGAUGCCGCCAUUGACAGCAACCAUAUCGACGCGUCUCCCGACCUUUUACACGGUUUCCAGUUUAUCGGGUCUUCUAUGCGACAAAACGCGAAAGGAGGCGACGUAGGUUCUUCCGACCAACCGUCAUGUGUUCCAUUGUUAGCCCAGUCACUUUCUGCCCACAGGGAAUUAAGCCACAGUCAGAUUGAGUUUUUCAAAAUGUUGGAUGACAAAGUCCAGCAGGGGCCCGACUACGACUCUGAAGAGGAAAGAAUCGAGACGGAGCUCCUGGUGAAAAGGAAUUUGGACACGUGGCGACGUACAAUUGAAAACGCGAACGCUUCUUGGAAAAUCUCCCGUGUGAGUGGCACGAGUGGGUGUGGCAGCGGGGGUGGGGCGAGUACAAGUAGUGGAAAAACUGUGGGGAACCACGCACCACCAAAAUCUAAUCGUUGUCAAUGGGACGACGAGGGCGAUUAGUUGUCUCGUAGCGGUAUUGAAAUGUUCUGAUAAUAUACUUAUUCUUGUGCGUAUGCCAAUUUUUAUUCAAGUUUUAUACGAAAUGUUACCAAAAUUAGUUACUAUCGAUAGUGAUGCCACUAUGAUACUGGAUUGUUAAUAUGUUAUUGUUGACCUUAUGCCAAAUAUCCCAGCAGAACUCGGACAGAAAUUUGUAACGUGUUUCCGCUAAGAAACUAAUUGUGAAACAAUCACUCCGUAUAGUUAAGUAAUUAAGUAAUAAUUAUCUUUAUUAAUGCGAAUGCGUUGUAAGAAAGACAAGAAAUAAUUUCUUAUCCUGUUCCUCUCUCUCUCUCCAUCUCUCUAAAAUAUUUAUACCGAAAAAUGUACCGAAUUCCUUCCUCAAUAAUAAUGAUUGCGUAAUUAUUUUUACGUAAUGAUGAUUUGUGGUCUGAUUUUUACAUUAUUAAUUUCUUACGUACAUUACAACCCGUGUUUUUAUAUUGAAUGGCGUUGUUGUUAUUCAUAUUUAUGUCUACCUGCCAGAAAUGGCUUAUGUAUGUUCCUUGCAAUUGGUCAAUUGCUUUUUUUUUUAAAGAAUUCUAGCUAACAAAAACUAAAACCUUUUCUUAGCUGUAUAAAAAACAUUGUAAAAGAAGAAGAAGGAAAGACUGAUCCAUAAUAAAAAGCAUGUUUUAGAAAUCAAU